GUAACUAGUCCAGCCGUGCCAGGCCACUCCUCCCCACGCUGUUGUUCACUGAGCAGCGGGUGAAGGAAACAUUUCUCACCACAUUUCAGUUUCGUGUUGGUCAUUGGUCGUAUUUUCAUGUUGGAUGAUAAGUCAACAAGCAACACCAUUAGGCUCAAGUGUCGCCUUGCGUGGUGUGGCUGUAGGCAGGGGAGCACCACCAGUAGCAACACAAGUAACCACCACAUACAGGAGGAUCCGGCCCCUGCCACCACACCCACCACAGCCGCCACAGUCACUGCCACAGCCAUGAACGGGUCCCUGGGUGAGCGUGUGGCAGUGUUGGAUGCCGGGGCGCAGUACGGAAAAGUGAUUGAUCGACGUAUCAGGGAGUUGAAUGUUGAGAGUGAUAUUCUGCCCCUUGACACUCCCGCGUACACACUGAAGGAGAAGGGAUACAGAGCCAUCAUCAUCUCUGGGGGCCCUAACUCUGUCUACGCUGAGGAUGCACCGCGUUACGACUCUGACAUAUUUAAGAUUAAUGUUCCUGUGCUGGGCAUCUGUUAUGGCAUGCAGCUGAUCAACAAGGAGUUCGGGGGCACGGUGCUGCGAAAGGCGGCCCGGGAGGAUGGCCAGUACACCAUUGAGGUUGACAACUACUGCCACAUCUUCAAGUACAUGGGGGUGAAACAGGAGGUGCUUCUGACACAUGGAGACAGUAUAGACAAGGUCGCUGAGGGGUUCAAGGUCGUGGCCACUUCGGGGAACCUCAUAGCAGCGAUUGCCAACGACAAACUGCGGCUUUACGGGCUCCAGUUCCAUCCAGAGGUGGACUUAACAGAGCAGGGGCUUACGAUGAUGAAGAAUUUUCUGUACGAGAUAAGUGGCCUCUCAGGAACCUACACACUUCAGAGUCGCGAGCUGCAGUGCGUUAAUUACAUAAAGGAACACGUUGGUAAUAAUAAGGUCCUGAUGCUUGUAAGUGGAGGGGUGGACUCAACAGUAUGCGCGGCCCUGCUCCACAAGGCACUGUCGGAGGAGCAGGUGAUAGCUGUGCACAUAGACAAUGGAUUCAUGCGGAAAAAUGAGUCCUUACAGGUGGAACAGUCGCUGAGGAGGCUGGGGCUGAAACUCAAAAUGAUCAACGCGAGACACCAGUUCUACGAUGGGGUCACAAGCAUCCCCGUUGACCCAAGCGACCCCAUGGGCAGGAAACGGGUCACGAACCUCCUCUGUAUGACCUUCAGCCCAGAGGAGAAGAGAAAGAUUAUUGGCGACACAUUCAUUAAGGUAGCGAACGAGGUCAUAGCAGAGAUGAACCUACGCGCCGAGGAGGUCAUGCUGGGUCAGGGUACGCUGCGACCUGACCUCAUAGAGUCCGCCUCCUCGCUGGUGUCAGGAGCGGCCCAGACCAUCAAGACACACCACAACGACACAGACCUCGUUAGGCUCCUCAGGGUUCAAGGUCGCGUGGUGGAGCCCCUCAGGGACUUCCAUAAAGACGAGGUACGGCAGAUUGGCAGGGACCUCGGGCUUCUGGAUGAGUUUGUGCAGCGUCACCCGUUCCCCGGCCCUGGUCUAGCCAUCCGGGUGCUGUGUGCCGACGAGCCUUUCAUGGAACGAGAUUUUUCCGAGACGCAGGUUAUUCUCAAGGUGGUGGUGGACUAUGCAGCCAGUGUGCAGAAGAAACACGGGCUGCUCAUCCGUAUCGACAACUGCACUUCAGAGGAGGAGAGGCAGGAACUUCAACGCAUCUCUCUCACGCAGACCCUCACCGCCACACUACUGCCUAUUAAGUCUGUCGGCGUGCAGGGUGACUGCCGGACUUACAGUUACGUGGCUGUGCUUUCCAGUGACGCCGAACCUGUCUGGGGUGACCUGCUGAUCCUAGCAAGGCUUAUACCCAAGUUAUGUCACAAUAUUAAUAGGGUUUGCUUUGCUUUCGGAGGCACGGUGAAGGAGCAAGUGCAGGACAUUACUCAGACGAACCUCACUCCAGGGGUCCUUGCUACCCUCCGACAGGCUGACUUCCUCGCCAACCAGGUGCUGGCCGAGUCAAGCUUUAUGGAGAAGAUAGCCCAGAUGCCUGUGGUCUUGGUCCCUGUGCACUUCGACAGGGACCACGUGGCGCGGCUGCCGUCCUGUCAGCGGGCCGUGGUGCUGCGUCCCUUCAUCACCCACGACUUUAUGACAGGCAUUCCCGCCCUGCCUGGCAAGCACAUCCCUGUUGAGCUGAUCAACAAGAUGGUGGCUGAGAUAUUAUCAGUCCCUGGUGUGUGUCGGGUGCUGUACGACCUGACGUCCAAGCCCCCAGGCACUACUGAGUGGGAGUGACCUUUCUGGGGUCGGGGCGGGGGAGGAACACCAGGACUCCAGGACACCCCGAGCUAUACUGAAGAUCAAAUUUGCAGCUCAGGUGUGUGUGUCUGCGUGUCCGGUUCACCCACACCUGUGCUGGCUGCUCGCUAGGGUGGCGGGCGUGUACAGUGUGUGUGUGCGUUCGUGCAUGUGUUGAUUGGUGUGGGGGUCAGUUCGUCACCCCUUCUUUUGCUGGGAGGUGUGGGAGUGUUAGUCUUGCCUCUGGGACUGUUGACACACACACACACACACACACACACACACACACACACACACACACACACACACACACACACACACACACACACACACACACACACUUGAUUCAGACACAGACACUCUUAAAAACAUACACACACAAACACAUACAUAUACACUGAUAAACAUCACACACACACACACACACACACACACACACACACACACACACACACACACACACACACACACACACACACACACACACACACACACACACACACACACAGUCAAGUUACCUUUGUGGUUUGCUAAAUAUUUUCUUCCUCAUCUUCAUUAAACACUCAUUCUUGAUACAGGGCAACACACACACACACACACACACACACACACACACACACACACACACACACACACACACACACACACACACACACACACACACACACACACACACACACACACACACACACACACACACACACACAC
Messenger RNA from Scylla paramamosain (green mud crab), 3024 nucleotides. It is a transcript of the gene bur, whose product is annotated as GMP synthase [glutamine-hydrolyzing]-like. The transcript is spliced from 15 exons. Gene Ontology annotation, cellular component: cytosol. Bases 118 to 2313 code for a protein of 731 amino acids. Gene Ontology annotation, molecular function: GMP synthase (glutamine-hydrolyzing) activity; GMP synthase activity; ATP binding. Lineage: Eukaryota; Metazoa; Arthropoda; Malacostraca; Decapoda; Portunidae. The record is from RefSeq and is a predicted model, not a curated record. Gene Ontology annotation, biological process: GMP biosynthetic process.